AUGCAUACAGGGCUUGUGUGGAUGGCGUUGGCCUCCACAGCAGCAGCGAACAUCUUCCCAUUGAUGCCAGAGCCAACGGAGCUGUUCGCGCCUGAUAACGCUUUUUUCGACCUGCCUCCACAGCCGAUAUCGGCUCUUGGAGCUUCGGCAUGGCCCUUUCUGUUCACGCCGUCGGACGCACUAGGAGCACCGUAUACACAAGCUACACUUGGGCCUGGAGUGACGUUUACUACGUCCCGUAGUAGGGGUAGUACGGCACCAGCGUGGGCGGCUUCGACUGCCAUGGGAUCAAAUAAUCAGGGCUCAAUGGCUAGUACCACACAUGGUGUUAGCAGUAGCAGUCCUUCAGAUGUAAACUACUGCGUCGGAAAUCAGCAAAGUCAGCAGCCGACAGAGUACUGGCUGCAGACACAGGAUCAUACCAGUGAUGCACGCGGAUACGCUCCUUAUAUCCAGGGCAAUCCUCACUACCCUGUAUACCGCGACGUUAUAGAAUAUGGGGCCAGAAACGAUGGUUCCGGAAAUCAAACAGAAGCGCUCCAGAAUGCCAUCGAUACUGAUGGUAUGGGAGGCUCUCGCGAGGGCAAGGGUAGCACAAAUAUGCCUGCCGAAGUAUUCUUGCCGGGGGGUGUAUACACCCUUGGAGGAACUCUAACCUUACGUCUAGGAACAAUCAUUGUGGGAGACCCAUUGAAUAGACCGAUAAUCAAAGCGAGCCCUGAUUUCGUGGGGACAAGUCUUGUGAAUGGUCAAGACCCGGCUAGUGGACAUCCAGAGACUGUCUUUCUGGUUGCCAUGCGAAAUGUCAUUAUUGAUACAACGGCGAUUGAUCCGUCUAUUACAUUUACUGCCUUGCAAUGGGGUAUUGCUCAGGGUUGUUCGUUGGGUAAUGUUGAUAUCAACAUGCCUCAGGGGUCGAAUGGACAUAUUGGUAUCCAUUUGAAUGGUGGAUCUACUAUUGCAGUUACUGACGUGACAAUAAAUGGCGGUGGAAUCGGCAUCCAAGACUCAAACCAACAAGUGAACUUCAAAAACAUCCGCUUUAAUGGUUGUCGGACCGGCUUCGCCGCUACUGGAGGUUUUACUGUGGUUCUCCAAGCGGCAACCUUUGAGAAUUGUGGCUUAGGCAUUGACAUGACCAAGAAUUCUCUCGGAUCAAUGGUCGUGUUGGACUCUACAUCAACUAAUACCGGCAUGCUCGUCAAAUUCCAUGAUUCUUCAAACGACCCUGGAAACCGGAAUAGCCAGAUCGUUAUUGAGAAUCACAAUAGUGACGGACAAUUCCCUCUCGCCUCCACAUCGGAUGGCAGAACAGUGCUCAACGCUCAGAACCACGUUGGCACUUGGAUUUAUGGCAAUGAUAUCCCAGGCGUCUUUGCACCUGGCCAGUUUAGUUAUACAUCUCGACCAAGCGCCCUCUUGGACGGCAGUGGUCGUUACUUCAUGCGCAAGCCACCGGACUACGCAAACUACCCAGCUGACCGAAUCGUGAAUGUGAAGCAAGUCGCCGGCCAGGUAGUCAAAGGAGACGGUGUAACGGACGAUUCGACGAGUCUGAACGCUAUUCUGCGCGACAACGCCGCCAACUGUCGCGUAUCCUACUUCCCUUAUGGAGUCUACCUUCUCCGUGACACCCUUUUCAUCCCCCCCGGAAGCAGAAUCGUUGGCCAAGCAUGGGCAGUCCUAUCCGGUGCCGGCGGCGCAUUCACAGAUCCCUGGAACCCGCGCCCGGUCGUGCGAGUCGGUUAUCCAGGCGACGUCGGCGUGGCCGAGAUCCAAAACAUGCGGUUUACUGUCUCUGAGGUGCUUCCCGGUGCAAAGAUACUCGAAAUCAACAUGGCGGGCUCUAGUCCGGGAGACGUCGGAUUGUGGAAUACUUUGACGACUGUGGGUGGAACAGCGGAUACCACCGUGUCAAACAGCUGCGUCAACCAGGAUGCUCGUACCUGCAUGGCGGUAUUCAUGCAUGUCCAUCUCUCGGGGACGUCCUCGACCUAUAUCGAGAACCACUGGGGGUGGACAGCAGACCACAACCUUGACGGGGGACCAUCCGCAAUCAUCAUUGCGGGGGGCCGCGGUAUACUCAUCGAAUCCACAAAGGCAACAUGGCUUGUAGGCACAAGCUUCGAACACAACUGGUUGUAUCAAUACAACAUGCACAAUGCUCGGAAUGUCUAUGCGGGGAUGAUGCAAACAGAGACACCCUACAUGCAAGGCAAGGGAGCAGUCGAAACCGUCCCAUCACCCUGGGCUAUAUCAAGUCCAUACCACGACCCAGACUACAGCUGGUGCGACGCAAGUGACCAACGCUGCCGCUCAGCGCUGGCCACGAACAUCGACGGCGGCUCCAAUAUGAUGUUGUAUGGCUCAGCGGCAUGGACAUUCUUCGAAGGGCAGUGGAAUGGAUUGUAUAAUACGCCCUGCGCUAAUGGGGUAUGUCAGAGUAAUAUGAUGCGAGUAACCAAUAACCCCCAAAAUCUGGCGUGGUAUUCAAUCAGCACCAAGUCAAGUGAUGUUAUGAUUCUGGAUGGGUUGACUGAUCCAAGAGAGUAUAAUAAUCCGGGUGGAUGGUCAGGGCUUAUUCAGGCUUAUCGGCAAUUUGCUUAG
This is a messenger RNA of Talaromyces marneffei, 2607 nucleotides long. RefSeq lists its product as uncharacterized. The transcript is spliced from 3 exons. The coding region runs from base 1 to 2607 and encodes 868 amino acids. Gene Ontology annotation, molecular function: polygalacturonase activity. NCBI's taxonomy places the organism in Eukaryota, Fungi, Ascomycota, Eurotiomycetes, Eurotiales, Trichocomaceae. The record is from RefSeq and is a predicted model, not a curated record.